GCCGCCGCCUCCGUGACGCCCGCCGCGGCCGCGGAGACGGCCGUGGCGCGCUACCCGCCCAUCGUGGCUUCCAUGACGGCCGACAGCAAGGCGGCCCGGCUGCGGCGCGUGCAGCGCUGGCAGGCGUCGGCGCACGCCGCCCCGUCGGUGGACGCGAAGCUGCGCAUCCUCACCAAGAUGCAGUUCCAGAAGUACGUGGUGUACCCGCAGACGCCCGCGCUGCACGCUGACCGCUGGUACCAGGCCUUCACGAAGACGGCGUUCGUGCCGGGCUGGCCCGCGCCCGCCGCCGCCGCCCCGACGGCGCUCGACGUGGCGGCCGUGCGCGCCGCCGCCUGCGAGGGCCUGGAGCACGCGCGCUUCCUCGCGCGCCGCCUGCCGCGCCCCGAGCAGCGCGCCGCCCGCGCCUCGGCCUUCCUGCGGCUGCUCGUGCCGGCGCUGGUGGGCGCGCUCUGCCCCGCCAACGCGGCCCUGGCCCACGCCGCCCUCGAUUACAUGCGCCCCGUUCAUUUUUACUGGCUGCGUGGUGAGGAAGUUAUUCAAGCUGGUCAUCGAAAAGGUAGAAUUGAUGCUUUGCGAUACCAGAUCAAUGACAGACCACACAGCCAGCUUCGGAUACCCAAGCAGCUUCCAGAGUUUGUGCCACUGGAUUGCUCUGUGCCUGAAGAAAUCCCUGUUAUGAAAUGUAAACCAGACAAAGUUCCAUUAUUCAAACGGCAGUACGAAAACACCAUAUUUACUGGUUCAAAAACAGCAGAUCCCUGCUGUUAUGGUCACACCCAGUUUCAUGUUUUACCUCACAAAUUACAAAGGGAAAAACUUUUGCAAAGAAACUGUGCUGAGCAGAUAGAAGUUGUGAACAGAGCGAAUGCCAUCGCAAGCCUUUUCGCCUGGACCGGAGCACAGGCCAUGUAUCAAGGGUUCUGGAGCGAAGCAGAUGUUACUCGACCUUUUGUCUCCCAGGCUGUGAUCACAGACGGAAAAUACUUCUCUUUUUUCUGCUACCAGUUAAAUACUUUGGCACUGACUGUACAAGCAGAUCAAAAUAACCCCCGUAAAAAUCUAUGUUGGGGGACAGAAAGUAAGCCUCUUUAUGAGGCCGUGGAGGAUGAUGGUGUGAAAGGUUUUAAUGAUGAAGUUCUACUUCAGAUCGUACACUUCCUCCUGAACAAACCCAAAGAAGAACAGCCACCGCUGAGGGAGAUCCCUCAAGGCAUGUGACUGGCAUUUUGAGAACUUAGAAGAGCAGCCACAGCCAAGGGAGGUCCCACAGGCAUGUGAUUGGCACUGUGAGAACGUUUAAGUUUCACUGAAGUGCAAUAAAGCUUCCAUAACCGUCAGUAAUUAAA
Messenger RNA from Jaculus jaculus (lesser Egyptian jerboa), 1349 nucleotides. It is a transcript of the gene Mrps30, whose product is annotated as mitochondrial ribosomal protein S30. Gene Ontology annotation, molecular function: structural constituent of ribosome. Gene Ontology annotation, biological process: translation. The transcript has 5 exons. The record is from RefSeq and is a predicted model, not a curated record. The annotation marks the transcript as partial. NCBI's taxonomy places the organism in Eukaryota, Metazoa, Chordata, Mammalia, Rodentia, Dipodidae. Gene Ontology annotation, cellular component: ribosome; mitochondrial large ribosomal subunit; mitochondrion.